CCAGCCGCCGCUUCCGGGCGCGGCCGCCGCGCAUGCGCGCUUUGCUGCCGUCCCGGCGUGCCCCGCGCCGCGCUAUGGCCGCGCGCCUGCUGCUGCGGGCGGUGAGCGCUGUGCGGCCCGGGCCGGCCCGCGGCUACGCCAAGAAACCGGGUGUGAAGGUGAAGGGGAAGAGCGCGCCGAAGGAGCAGCUGAAGGGGCCGGAGGUGUGCACGGACCCCGUCACGUUGGCCAACUACGCCGUGGGGGUCAACUACCUGAAGGACAGCCCCGAGGUGGCCCUGAAGCCCGACUCUGAGUACCCCGAGUGGCUGUUCCAGAUCCACCUGGGGCCCCCCAAGAAGCUGGAGGAGAUGGACCCCGACUCCCUCGAGUACUGGAGGCGCCUGCGGAAGUACAACUCGUGGCAGCGCAACAAGCUGAAGAAGAGCAGGAAGCUGUGAGCAGCUGUAACGAGGCUGCGGCGGCAGGUGCCAGCGUGGGUGGCUCUGGGGCAGCUCCCACUGCCAGUCCUGUCUUCUCGCUACAGACUGUCAAUAAAUCUCAGCUGAGGCCGAUGCCUGUCAUGGAGGCUGAGGCAAACACAA
Messenger RNA from Numida meleagris (helmeted guineafowl), 584 nucleotides. It is a transcript of the gene MRPL54, whose product is annotated as mitochondrial ribosomal protein L54. The record is from RefSeq and is a predicted model, not a curated record. NCBI's taxonomy places the organism in Eukaryota, Metazoa, Chordata, Aves, Galliformes, Numididae. The coding region runs from base 33 to 440 and encodes 135 amino acids. Gene Ontology annotation, cellular component: mitochondrial large ribosomal subunit. Gene Ontology annotation, molecular function: structural constituent of ribosome. The transcript is spliced from 3 exons.